AUGAACCUGUGGACGGACGACAACGCCUCCAUGAUGGAGGCCUUCAUGGCCUCCGCCGACCUCCCCACCUUCCCCUGGGGGGCGACGGCCGGCGGCGGCAACUCGUCGGCCGCCGCGGCGCCGCCGCCGCCGCCGCAGCAGGUGCCGGCGGCGGCGGCGAUGGCGCCGGGGUUCAACCAGGACACGCUGCAGCAGCGGCUGCAGGCCAUGAUAGAGGGGUCCAGGGAGACCUGGACCUACGCCAUCUUCUGGCAGUCCUCCCUGGACGCGGCCACCGGCGCCUCGCUGCUCGGCUGGGGUGACGGCUACUACAAGGGCUGCGACGACGACAAGCGCAAGCAGAGGCCGCUCACGCCCGCCGCCCAGGCCGAGCAGGAGCACCGCAAACGCGUGCUCCGCGAGCUCAACUCCCUCAUCUCCGGCGCCGCGCCCGCGCCCGACGAGGCCGUCGAGGAGGAGGUCACCGACACCGAGUGGUUCUUCCUCGUUUCCAUGACGCAGUCGUUUCUCAACGGGUCCGGACUCCCCGGGCAGGCGCUCUUCGCCGGGCAGCCCACCUGGAUCGCCUCUGGCCUCUCCUCCGCGCCGUGCGAGCGCGCGCGCCAGGCCUACAACUUCGGCCUCCGCACCAUGGUCUGCUUCCCCGUCGGCACCGGGGUGCUCGAGCUCGGCUCCACCGACGUCGUGUUCCAGACCGCCGAGAGCAUGGCCAAGAUCCGCUCGCUCUUCGGGGGCGGAGCAGGGGGUGGCUCGUGGCCGCCCCUGCAGCCUCAGCCGCCGUCGCAGCAGCAGCCCGCCGCCGGAGCCGACCAGGCGGAGACGGACCCCUCCGUGCUAUGGCUCGCCGACGCGCCGGUCAUGGACAUCAAGGAUUCCUUGUCGCACCCGUCGGCCGAGAUCUCCGUCUCCAAGCCGCCGCCGCCGCCUCCGCCACAGAUCCAUUUUGAGAACGCGAGCACGAGCACUCUUACGGAGAACCCCAGCCCAUCCGUGCACGCGCCGCCACCCCAGCCGGCGCCGGCCGCUGCACCGCAGCGGCAGCACCAGCACCAGAAUCAGGCUCACCAGGGCCCGUUCCGCCGGGAGCUCAAUUUCUCCGACUUCGCUUCCACCAACCCUUCUUCCCUGGCGGCGACCCCGCCGUUCUUCAAGCCCGAGUCCGGCGAGAUCCUCAGCUUCGGCGCCGACAGCAACGCCAGGAGGAACCCGUCGCCGGCGCCUCCCGCCGCCACCGCCAGCCUCACCACCGCUCCCGGGAGCCUCUUCUCGCAGCACACGGCGACCAUGACACAGGCCGCCGCGGCGAACGACGCGAAGAACAACAAUAAGCGUUCAAUGGAGGCCACCUCCCGGGCGAGCAACACCAACCACCACCCGGCGGCGACGGCGAACGAGGGCAUGCUGUCCUUCUCGUCGGCGCCUACUACGCGGCCGUCGACGGGCACGGGCGCGCCGGCCAAGUCGGAGUCCGACCACUCGGACCUGGAUGCGUCUGUGCGCGAGGUGGAGAGCAGCCGCGUCGUGGCGCCGCCACCGGAGGCGGAGAAGCGGCCGCGAAAGCGCGGGCGGAAGCCGGCGAACGGGCGCGAGGAGCCGCUGAACCACGUGGAGGCGGAGCGGCAGCGGCGAGAGAAGCUGAACCAGCGCUUCUACGCGCUGCGCGCCGUGGUGCCCAACGUGUCCAAGAUGGACAAGGCGUCGUUGCUCGGCGACGCCAUCUCCUACAUCAACGAGCUCCGCGGCAAGCUGACGUCGCUGGGGUCCGAUAAGGACACGCUGCAGGCACAGAUCGAGGCGCUCAAGAAGGAGCGCGACGCGCGGCCACCCCCGCACGCCGCUGGGCUCGGUGGACACGACGGCGGGCCGCGCUGCCACGCGGUGGAGAUCGACGCCAAGAUCCUGGGUCUGGAGGCCAUGAUCCGCGUGCAGUGCCACAAGCGCAACCACCCGUCGGCGCGGCUGAUGACGGCGCUCCGCGAGCUGGACCUGGACGUCUACCACGCCAGCGUCUCCGUCGUCAAGGACCUCAUGAUCCAGCAGGUCGCGGUGAAGAUGGCCAGCCGCAUAUACUCGCAGGACCAGCUCAACGCCACGCUCUACAGCCGCCUCGCGGAGCCCGGGUCUGCCAUGGGCAGGUAA
This is a messenger RNA of Miscanthus lutarioriparius, 2139 nucleotides long. The record is from the annotation of a GenBank genome assembly. Lineage: Eukaryota; Viridiplantae; Streptophyta; Magnoliopsida; Poales; Poaceae.